Messenger RNA from Lentinula edodes (shiitake mushroom), 2337 nucleotides. Its product is annotated as mitochondrial intermediate peptidase. The coding region runs from base 1 to 2337 and encodes 778 amino acids. Gene Ontology annotation, biological process: peptide metabolic process. Gene Ontology annotation, molecular function: metalloendopeptidase activity. The transcript is spliced from 4 exons. The record is from RefSeq and is a predicted model, not a curated record. Gene Ontology annotation, cellular component: mitochondrion. Lineage: Eukaryota; Fungi; Basidiomycota; Agaricomycetes; Agaricales; Omphalotaceae.
AUGCUCGCAACUGCUGCGAGAAAUGCUCGUCCUAAAUGCCCCCGAAAGAUAUUUCAAUUCCAUGGAUGCCUUCCAAAGAAAGACGCGUUCCGGUCUUCAAGCGGUCGACGGUCUGCUGUUACCCAGGCUGCCCCAACGAUCCCAGCUUCUGUAGACGAUAGAGCUUUAAUCACCCUGUUCGAUGAGCCCAGGAGUAGAUCCUCCUCCUCUCCGUGGUCGCACACUGGCUUAUUCGGGCACCCCUCAUUGAUUAAUCCCCGAGCACUUAUAUCUCUAACCAAUGCAACUCUACUUCGAGCUCAGAAGCUCACAGACCGCAUUCUUCGAGCUCAGGAGUCUCGGGACGAACUGCUCAAGGUCGUGAAAAACCUUGACCGACUCAGCGACCUGCUUUGUGGCGUGAUAGAUCUUUCGGAGUUGGUCCGAAAUGCGCAUCCAGAUCGUGUCUGGGUUGACGCCGCGAAUCAUGCAUACGAAGCGUUAUGUGAAUUCAUGAAUGUUCUAAACACUCAUGUUGGACUUUAUGAGGUACUGAAAGCUGUUUUAACGGACAAGGAUAUCAUUGAGUAUAUAGGACCCGAAGCAAUACAGACCGCACUUAUAUUUUGGAGGGACUUUGAAAAGUCUGCUAUCAACCUCCCUCCAGAUCAAAGAGAUAGGUUCGUUGCGCUCUCGACCGAAAUACUCGUUCUAGGUCGAGAAUUCCAAAGAGGUGUUGUCACACCUCGUCCUCCAGCAUCAAUCAAACCCGAAGAGCUAUCCGGACUCAAGGAUCAGGGUAUGGGCGUCAGGUUAAAGCUCCAAGCAAGAUUUACCAAUCGCGAUCUUUUGGUCUAUCCUGGGUCAUUACAAGCUCAAAUGAUUAUGCGUGCUGCACCAGAUGAAGAGCCCAGACGUAGAGUUUAUGUUGCCUCAAAUUCAAGUACUCCCGAACAGAUCAACAUCCUGGAGACCAUGCUCAGGAAACGCGCUGAAUUGUCCCGUCUGGUUGGUUCAGAAAGUUUUGCGCAUCUGACCCUCGACGAUAAAAUGGCGAAGUCACCAGAGAAUGUGAAUCAUUUUCUCAAUGCCCUCAUGGAUCACACAGCUCCAGCAGUAAAAGGCGCGCUACGUUCCUUGAGCUUACGGAAACAAGAACAUCUCAACACACCUCCCUUUCCGAUAAUACAAGCUUGGGAUCGAGACUUUUACUGCCCACCUGAACCUCCCGCACCUCCCAUCUCGCUACCUCCAUUAACACUGGGCACGGUAUUUAUGGCCCUUUCACGACUAUUCCGUCAUUUAUACGGAAUCAGCCUCCGACCAGUGCACGCUGCCUCAGGAGAAGUUUGGCAUACAGAUGUACAAAAACUCGAGGUUGUUGAUGAAACACAGGGUGUCAUUGGUUGGAUCUACGCCGAUCUCUUUGCGCGGAGGGGUAAACCAGGUGGCGCAGCCCAUUACACUGUUCGUUGUUCGCGUCGGACAGACGACGACGACGAAAAUGCAGAUCGUCUUGAAGAAAUUCUGGACCCCAGGAGUAUACAAGAAUCCAUUGAAUUCGAAGCUGUCAAACGGCAUCGCCUUCCCAAACAGGAAGGCGUCUACCAGCUACCGCUUGUAGUGUUACUGUGCGAGUUUGCUCGACCUUCAGUUUCACGGGGUGCUACUGUCCUCCAAUGGCAUGAAGUCAAUACACUAUUUCAUGAGAUGGGACACGCUAUGCAUUCAAUGAUAGGGCGAACAGAAUACCAGAACGUAGCUGGUACGCGUUGCGCAACCGAUUUUGUUGAGCUUCCGUCUAUAUUAAUGGAGCAUUUCCUCAACUCCCCGAUGGUCCUCUCGUUAUUCAACCCCGACUCCACAACAUCCUUGGCACAGUCACCGAAUCAUCACAUUGACCCUUGCCACGCCAUUGACACGUAUCAGCAAAUCCUCCUAGCUGCUCUCGACCAAAUAUACCACUCACCGGCCGUACUCGACCGCAACUUCGACUCCACCUCGGAGUACGCGAAGUUACAAAACACGCGCGGGAUGAUUCCUUACGUGUCUGGAACAUCGUUCCAGACGCAAUUCGGACACCUGUUUGGAUACGGUGCCACAUACUAUUCCUACCUUCUUGACCGUGCCAUCGCUUCACGAGUCUGGGGUAACGUUUUCUCAGAAGACCCUCUUAGCCGUCGACUAGGUGAAAGAUACAAGGAUGAGAUUCUCCGUUACGGCGGCGGACGGGAUCCUUGGAAAAUGGUGUCGGCGAUUCUAUCUUCGCCUGAACUAGAGAGCGGGGACGCUGAGGCGAUGCGUAUUGUCGGACAUUGGCGAAUUGAAGAUGAAGUGGGACUUCCGGGAAGGCACUAA